This is a messenger RNA of Melanotaenia boesemani (Boeseman's rainbowfish), 760 nucleotides long. RefSeq names its product ubiquitin-conjugating enzyme E2C (gene ube2c). Lineage: Eukaryota; Metazoa; Chordata; Actinopteri; Atheriniformes; Melanotaeniidae. The coding region runs from base 153 to 677 and encodes 174 amino acids. The record is from RefSeq and is a predicted model, not a curated record. The transcript has 7 exons.
UGGUUUUAAAAGUCGGCCUGUAAUUGGCUGAUUGUGCGGAGCAGAGUCAGUUUAAACCAGGGGGCGGGAGUACGUUCAAUUUAAAUUCCAAAGGCAGCGGCUUCAAUCGGACAGCUAACGAGCUAACAUAAGGAACCGGACCGUUGGUACUCAUGGCCUCCCAGAACAUGGACCCCGCAGCAGCUGCAGCUUCCUCCACGGCCGCCCUGAAGGGCAGUGAGAGCGGCGGCAGCGCGGCCAGAGGGUCCGUCUCCAAACGGCUGCAGCAGGAGCUGAUGACUCUCAUGAUGUCGGGUGAUAAGGGGAUCUCAGCGUUUCCAGAGUCUGAUAACCUCUUUAAAUGGGUCGGAACCAUCGAUGGAGCUCCGGGGACAGUGUAUGAGGGCCUCCGGUACAGACUGUCUCUGGAGUUCCCGGCCGGGUAUCCAUACCAGGCCCCGCGUGUGAAGUUUCUGACUCCAUGUUUCCAUCCCAACGUGGACGACCAGGGAUUCAUCUGUCUGGACAUCCUGAAGGACAAGUGGUCGGCGCUGUACGACGUCCGGUCCAUUCUACUGUCCAUCCAGAGCCUGCUGGGAGAACCAAACAACGAGAGUCCACUGAACACAACCGCAGCAGAACUGUGGGCGGACCAGAACGCCUUCAAAGCUCAUCUUCAUGCCUCCUUCCAGAACUGAACCAGUCCGUUUUUUCCUUUGUCUUUGUAAGAUAUUUUUAUGUUUGUUAACUUCAUGUAAAUAAAGUCUGUUGGAGAUAUAAA